Molecule: messenger RNA, 1686 nt
Organism: Gymnogyps californianus (California condor)
Lineage: Eukaryota; Metazoa; Chordata; Aves; Accipitriformes; Cathartidae
Gene: THEMIS2
Product: thymocyte selection associated family member 2
Exons: 5
Coding region: 1-1665 (554 amino acids)
Biological process (GO): T cell receptor signaling pathway
Source: RefSeq, a predicted model, not a curated record
AUGGAGCCCCUCUCCUUCCAGGAAUACAUCUGCUCCCUGGACCCCGCCACCCUGCCCCGCAUCCUCAGGAUUUGCUCCGGUGUCUACUUCCAAGGGUCUGUGUAUGAGAUCUCAGGCAACGAAUGCUGCUUGUCGACGGGUGACCUGCUGAAAGUCAUGGCCGUGGCACUGCAGAAGGUCAUUUGUGAGGACACGGAGACAGGGCAGACAACGGAGCUGCCAUCAACAUUUAAGGGUCUUUUCCAGCCUGCCCCAGCCCCGGGGCCAUACCCGACACUGCGGGGACCCUUCCUGGAGCGCGGCAGACAGCAGGGUCUGACGCUGCACCAGGUGCUGGGGCGGUGGGAUGGGCGGCCACAGCCUCUGCUCUGCCCCACCAUCGGCCCCCACGCCCUGCUCCUGCACCCUGUCUAUGAGGUGCACGCCGCGAUGCACUUGCGUCGGGAUGUGGUGAAGAUCCCUUCCACGCUGGAGGUGGACGUGGAAGAUGUCACAGAGGAGGCGCAGCACGUCCACUUCGCCCGGCCGCUGCUGCUGAGCGAGGUGCUGGGGAUGGAGGAGGUGCUGCCGGCCGAGGCCGAGAUCCUGGAGGGUCCAGCUGGCCCCGCCGUCUUCGUGAGCGCCUGGGUGCCGCGGCUGCAACGGGGGCAGCGGCUGCAGCUCCACGGCCGCUCUCGUGCCUGGCGGGUCCUGGCGUCGGCCCCCAGCAGCAGCCGCCAUUUUCUCCUGUCCAGCGCCUACCAGGGCCGGUUCCGCCGGCGGCCCCGGCAGUUCACGGGUGUGCAGGAGCUGGCGGCCGGCCUGCAGCCCGGCCGGCGGCUGUGUGUGGUGGUGACACAGGACUGCGAGGGCCGGGGGGACGGCGUGCCCCCGCUCGGUGUGGGCGACCGGCUGGAGGCCCAGGGGCUGCAGGGGGAAGGCCCCAGCACCCGGCUGCUCUGCCACCGCCACAGUGGGGAGGAGGAGGAGGAGGAAGGCGAGGAGCUGCUGCUGCCGCUGGACCUGGGGGGCGGCUUCGUGGAGGAGAUGCGUGACAGCAAGAAGUACGGGCUGGCAGAGCUGCUGGAGGGGCAGGCGCUGCCCUGCGAGGUCCGGGUGGUGGCCCCCGACCCGGGGCUGGAGCGGGACGUGCUGGGCGCCCUGCCCGCCCUGCGGCUGGAGGCCCGCCUGGACCAGCCCUUCCUAGUGGGCAGCUUCUGCGAGAGGCCGGAGGAGGGCUUCGAGAUCCCGCCGCGGUGGCUGGACCUCUCCCUCCUGCUGAGCGAGGAGCCCGUCCACCCCCAGGCCCCCUGCACCCGCUGCUCCCGGGUGGAGGAGCUGACCGAGGCCUUCUACUACCGGCUCCUGGCCCAGCUGCCCGGCAGCCGAGCCCCGCCGCCCCCGCGGCCCCCCAAGCCGGCACAGGCAGGGACGGGCCCUGGGGGAAGGCACCCCUCGGCCUCCGGACCCCCAGUCCCCAGCGCCCCGCCAGUGAGCACCCGCCCAGCUCCUCCACCGCUGCCGCUCCCAGCCCGGCCCCGACUGAGCACCCCCAACCAGUAUGGCCGGCGGGGACCCCGCAGCAAUGCAGGCACAGAGAGCAACAGCGCUGAACAUGAUUACGAAACUGUUGAUGACAACAUUCAAAAGACAAUUCACAAAAUGCAGGCAAUUUUUCCAUUCUAGUCCUCUGGUUUCUGGAAGCCA